GAGAUAGGAGGGAGAGAGAGUUGAGAGAGAAUACAGAGCGAGAGGAGUAGCACAUCGAGAGGGAGGAGGGAGACGAAGAGAGAACGGCGCAGAAUACAGAGCGCUGCACUUGUACAUCCAGCUUCAUCCCGUCCUUUGAAGUGUCCCCUUUUUUUCCUCUCCUCUCCUCUCCUCCGGAUUGGGAUGAAUUGACAUGGAAGGUGAAAGAUAACAUGGAGCAUGGAUCAGGUCUUUUGUAGCGUUGCGCGGCUCUCCUGCGAUAACAGGGCUUCCCUUUUUGUUGUCGAUUCAGCACGUCUCCGGCGCGGCUGCAAGCAGUAAUUUCCCUGAGCUGACAGUGAGUGACUGUGUGUGCGUGGCAUGUGCGCGCGUGUGUGCCAUUCUGUAUGCGCAUGUGAUUUUCUGUGUGUGUGAGUGUGUGUAUUUGUGUGUGUGUGUGUGUGUGUGUGUGUGUGUGUGUGUGUGUGUGCGCUUUCAAGAAGAGGAGGGAUGGCUUCUCGUGUCUGAACUGGCAGCACCACUCUUACGGACAAACUCUAUAAAAAAAUACCAGUGGAAGGGACGAGGGACUGCUCUGUCGCUCGCAAUCUCUCUCUCUCCCCCCUCGCUCUCAAUCUCUCUCUCAGAUGGCAGUGAUUUAGAAGCGCAAGACGAGGAGGACGAUCACUAUGCCUGCCGAGGUUAAAGAGGAGCACAGCUCAGAGGAUGGCUCUGGCGCCCAGGGGAGGCAGGAGCCCGGGGAGCAGCCUGAGGAGAUGGCCCCUAUUGCAGAGGCUCCGGAUACUCCCACCUCCCUCAAGUCCACCGCCACCUCCAGCAAUGGAGGCACCAGCCACGCGGACACGGAGCGGGAGGACAGCUCAGUCACCCUCACAGAGAAAUCCUCCAGCCCAGACACGGAGAUGAACCCCAUGAGCUGCAGCACCUCCCACGAGGAGGUGGACCAGACACAGCUUGAGGACACUCAGACUACAGAGACAGAGUCAGCCAAACCAGAGGAGCCAUGCCCUCAAGACACCCAUAACUCAUCCAUCCCAAAGAGCCCAGUGGACAGAGAUGAACCAACCCAUGAGCCGGCAGCCACCACAAACACUAACACAACCACAGAUGGCAACGCCAACACUCCGGGCCAAAACAUCUUCCCACCUCCGCCGCCCAGUCAGACUGAACCCCCACCACUCCCACAAGCGCAACCCGACCCCAUCCCCAAAACCCCUCUUGGGCUCGGAAGCAUACACGAGAGCUUCAUCGCCCUCAACGGCGGCUUACCCCAGCCUCCUGCCACCCUGACCCACCUCCCCGCCAACUUCCUGUCGUCACACACGCCCGUCUGGCCCCCGCGGAGCUACCUGCCCGAGAGCUGCUACACCCUGCCCCUCCCCCGCGACCUCUGCGCCCGCGCCGCCCAGAGCGGGCUCACUGAGAGCCACGCCCCCAACGAGGGCGAGCAGGGGGGCGGGGACAUCAAGCCGGAGCACCCAAUGGACGGCCACCACACCCUGGGGGGAACCCAGUUCUUCAGGCCACCCCAUGACCUCAUCAGAGAUCUCCCUAAAAUGAGAGGAGGGUAUGACGGCAUGGAGGCCCUCCAGCUCCCCUACCUGCAGGACCUCUACCGCAUGCACACGCUAGCCGCCCAGAAGCGGGGCUCCCUGGCCAGUCUGGACGGCAUGCGGCGGGACCCGCGCUGGAGGGACCCCAACCUGCGGGAGGUCAUCUGCAUGCUGGGCCACCCUAUGGACCCGGUGAAGGCCAACGCGGCAGCCUACCUGCAGCACCUGUGCUACGAGAACGACCAGGUGAAGCAGGAGGUGAGGCAGUUAAGGGGCGUGCCGGUCCUGGUGGGGCUCCUAGAUCACCCCAAGGCCGAGGUCCACCGCAAGGCCUGCGGGGCGCUGCGGAACAUCUCUUUUGGGAAGGACCACCUGAACAAAGUGGCCAUCAGGAACUGUGAUGGGAUUCCUGCUUUGAUCCGCCUGCUUAGGAAGUCCAGUGAUAUGGAGGUCAGAGAGCUAGCCUCAGGCACCCUGUGGAACCUCUCUUCCCAUGAGCCUCUGAAGAUGCAGGUGAUAAACCAUGGGCUUCAGAUGCUCAGCAAUGAGAUCAUCAUCCCUCACUCGGGCUGGGGCUUAGAGCCCAGUGACCCAUCCAAGCCACGCGAGUCCGACUGGACUACUGUCUUCAAGAACACAUCUGGAUGCUUAAGGAACGUGAGCUCAGACGGAGCGGAGGCUCGACAGCGCCUGAGGGACUGUGAGGGGCUUGUCGACGCUCUGCUUCACGCCCUUCAGUCUGCAGUGGCCAGGAAGGAUGUGAACAACAAGGCUGUGGAGAACUGUGUGUGCAUCCUGCGCAACCUCUCUUAUCACGUCCACAAAGAGGUGCCAGGGGCGGAGCGAUUCAAGAGCCAAGCGGCCAAUAAGAUCGCGCGAUCAGGGGGGCAUCUGUGCAAGAAAGAGGAGUCUGCCAAAGAGGAAUGGUUCAGUCAGUGCAAACGCCACAGCUUGUGUGACAAAAAAUACAGCACUCUGGACAUGCCCAAGCGUCCCAUGGCAAUGAAAGGUCUGGAUCUCCUCUAUCAGCCGGAGGUGGUAAGACUCUACCUGUCCCUCCUCAGACUAAGUCAGAACCAGAACACUCUGGAAGCGGCCGGUGGAGCUCUGCAGAACCUCUCGGCUGGACAGUGGGCUUGGUCCAAUUAUAUCCGAGCAACAGUGCGGAAAGAGAAAGGUCUGCCCAUUCUAGUAGAGCUACUGCACUCAGACGGAGACAAAGUGGUCAGAGCUGUUGCCAUCGCGCUGCGAAACCUGGCCAUCGAUCGCCGGAAUAAAGAUUUAAUUGGGAGUUAUGCCAUGCGGGAUCUGGUCAGCAACUUGCCGAGUGGCCAGCAGCAUCCUGCCAAGAACCUGGAGGAGGACACCGUGGUGGCUGUCCUCAACACCAUCCAGGAGAUCAUCACUGACAGCGCAGAGAAUGCUCGCUUCCUGGUGCAGGGACAGGGCAUCCAGAAACUGGUCGCCAUCAACAAAACAAGCCAAUCUGGGAGGGAAACCAAAGCAGCUUCUCAUAUUCUUCAGACUGUUUGGGCCUACAAAGACCUAAGGAACACGCUCUACAAGGCUGGUUGGAACAAAUCACACUUCAAGCCUUCGGCCUCCACCCUUCCAAAGAAGGUGAAGAAUGGAAAGGCAGCCUAUGAUGACAUCACCCUUCCUCUGAUGGAAAAAAACCAAGAUGCGUAUUACAGCAUUGAUCAGAGCGACAGGCAGAGCGAGGUUCCGAGUCAUAUGGUGGAACGGGAACAGUUGCAGAGUGUCAAUGAGAAAAGACACUUCAUCAGAGGGAACCGACCAGCUGUUGGGCUGGUGGAACAAACUCCCCCACCCCUGGAUUCAUGGGUCUGAAGCCAAUGAGUCAGUUUCAUCAUCAGCGUUUUCAAACAAACAUGUAAAAAAAGAUUUUGUUUUUGUGUUACAAGAGUGAAGUGGUUUUCUAUACCUUAGUGAGCUCAUCAGUGUUUCCUGGUUAUUUCGGUUUAUAAGUACACCAAUGACUUGUGUUGCUCCAACCCUAUCCUCUGUUCAUGUAUAACAUGAUUUAUUGUAUAUUUAUGAACCAAAGCAGUGCUCAUGAGAGAAUCCUAACAUAGGGGAUUGGAUGGGGUGGAGGGUGCUGUAUUCAUGCAAGUAAUUCUGCGUCUACAUGGCUCUAUAAUCAAAUAUGUACCUAGGUUUUUUGAUAUACAGUAUGCAUUGUUUUGAAAAAGCUUUCAAAUAUUGCACAUCACUGUGGUAGAAACAACAUCAGCAUCCAUGUACAAUAAUGAAAUUUUAGCGUGUUAAAUGCUAUUUUGGAAUACUAUGAAAACUAUUAUACUGGAGUUUCUUGAGCUUCAUGACUAUCAGUAGAAAGGAGAGAAGGACAUUGUGUAUGAACUUGAAUGCUCCAAGACUUCAUGUUAAGUACUUGGCCAACUGUAUGAUUUAUUUGCAUAAUAGCCUAUGCGAUCUACUUUAACCAGAGAGAUAUUCCCUUUAUGGAUAUAUGCAGAUACUUAUAUUUCUGUAUGUUGCAAGUGUGCGGGUAAGCAUUAUACAAUGCAUAUUGAAAGAUAAAGAGGGUCUAUUUAUAUUUUGUAUAGUUAGUUUAUGAGAUGGAGCCAGAUAAAUGCAAUUUUAGAGUAUUCAACUAACUGUCAUGGCUAAUACACGAAAUGUGCUUUUCACGAUUAAUUUCAUCCUCUGCUUCAAUGUACUAUUAAUAAAAACGUAAAAAAUAA
This is a messenger RNA of Clupea harengus (Atlantic herring), 4279 nucleotides long. It is a transcript of the gene arvcfa, whose product is annotated as ARVCF delta catenin family member a. Gene Ontology annotation, molecular function: protein binding. The record is from RefSeq and is a predicted model, not a curated record. Lineage: Eukaryota; Metazoa; Chordata; Actinopteri; Clupeiformes; Clupeidae. Gene Ontology annotation, cellular component: adherens junction; cytoplasm; nucleus. Gene Ontology annotation, biological process: cell-cell adhesion.